CGAUAUGUUUUUCAGAGUAACCUCUGCACUCUCUUAUAGAUAAGUAAAUAUUUUGUUUAUCGUGGAGGAAGUUUUUCUUUUCUUCGCCUUCCAAAGGUCACAGCUAUGUAGUGUUGGAUGCUGACCCUCAUCCCGUUGUUUAUUAAAUAAAGAUGGAUUCUUUGAGGAACUUCUUUCUGUGUUUAUUCUCCUUAAUAACAGUCUCUUACGGUAGAGAUAUUGUUUAUUAUGUAGCGAUUGAUGAGAUCGACUGGACAUACAAACAUACGGACCAAAGUGAGUCUAUCUUUAGAAAAGCAGUUUUUCGUGAAUAUAAGGAUCAAACCUUCACGACAAGAAAACCUGUAACGUCACAACAUGGACUUCUUGGACCCGUAAUCCGGGCAACUUCAGGGGACACACUGAGAAUACAACUCAAGAACAAUGCCAAACGACCGUACUCAUUUUAUACAGACAAUCUUAACACAAAAAGGAACGAAUCAGGUGCUGCCUCCGUGGGAAGUCUUGUGCCCCCUGGGUCUACACUGACGUACGUGUACACCGUCACAGACGCCAAUGUACCCCCAGCAUCGUCCAUAGAGCAGUGUAUGACGUCACUGUAUUAUUCAGACGUCAACCUUAUCAAAGACACAAAUACUGGCUUAGUCGGAAUGAUUGUUAUUUGUAAAUCUGAUGUACCUUCUGAUGUGAAAGAGAUAUUCCUCCAUUAUGGAACAAUAUACGAGACCGAAAGUUGGUACGCCACUACGAAUGGUACCAACAGCGCUCAAUACACAUCCUUCCCCACCAUUAAUGGCUAUACUCACGGCAAUCUGCCUGAUAUGGGUGUAUGCGUCAACGAAAAAGUUCGUCUGUAUAUGACGUCAUUAGGUGGCCAAAACGACAUACACACUGUAGUUCUUUAUGGACAUCAGUUUGAAAUUAAAAAUCAAAGAACCGAUGCUCUGAGUUUGUAUCCUGGAGCUUCGGUCGUUGCAGAGUUUCUGACGUUAGAGGAGGGACUUUGGCUAUUGACAACACAACACAAAUCAGACAACCUUUAUGCGAGACUACGAGUAUCUGGUUGUAGCAACUCUCGUCCAGAACAAAAACUUUCUGGCAACAUCCGGAAAUACUACAUAGCAGCCGAAAAGGCAAAGCUCUCCAACGGAAGCACAGCUGGACCUAUCGUUUUUCAAGAAUACACAAACAGUAGAUUUAAUACAAAGAAAGAAAGCAACAUCACUUUAAAUGGAAAACUGGGUCCAACGAUCUACGCUGAAACAAGAGAUCUGCUGAAAGUGGUGUUUUACAAUCGAGCAGAUAGGGAUCUGUCAUUGUAUCCCCACGGGCUGAGAGUCGGCAAAGUCUACGAGGGGGUGUUCUAUGAUGACGAUUCUACAUCACUAGGUAAGAAAGCUGUUCCUGCAAACACUCUGAAGACGUACUAUUGGAGUGUCCCAGACAACGUAUCCCCCACGCUGUAUGACGAUCCUUGUCUAGUGCGACAUUACACUUCUGGUCUUGGUCAUGACGAGGAAACCUUCUUGUUUGGUCCAAUCAAAAUCUGCGAAGAGGGGUAUCUGCCACCAGAGAAAGAGAGGGAAAUUUUUAUGGUGCACAAAGAUGAAAAGUUAAAUGGUUUAUCACCGGGUGGUUUUCCUCCUUUGUCUGUUUGUCUGGAAGAAAACUUGAACAUCCAUCUGAUGUCGUUUGGUACAUCGGAACCUCUCAGCUUUAUCGUAGGUGGAGGCAUCAUAAAGCAGAGAGGUCACGUUCUAAAUGUAAUGGAGGCUAGAGAAAAUUCCAUAGCAACGUACACAGUUACCAUGGUGAAAACAGGAAACUGGCCCAUAAGAAGUUUAAGUAGCAAUAAUGCUUCCGUGACGCUGACUGUUAAAGACUGUGGCGUGUCAGUGGGCUUUGUGUUGAGAGGCAAAAAACUAAACCAUAAUAUUGGGAUCAAAGAAGGAGAUUGGGAGUACUCACAACUUUCUGACUGGGCAAGCAAAUCUGCGGGUUACCAAAUGGGACCACAAUUUAAGAAGGUGAUGUUUGCAAAAUACUUCAGCGAGUUUUUUAUGUUUGAAGACGUUCCACCAGACCCGAGAGACAAAACAUUAAAUGGUCCACAGCUCUCAGCCAAUGUUGGUGACAGAAUUAUCAUAGAAAUGAAAAAUAUGGGAAAGCGCAAAUACUCCCUUCAUGUUGAUGGACUUAGCGAUUCCGCUGAUGCGGACAUCGGUGAUGAGGAAUCAACAAAGAUCACCUGGAAUAUUACAGAAUCCAUAGGGCCGGGAAGUGCAGACCCUCCGUGUAUCCUAAAGCCAUAUUACUCCAAAACCAGUACACAAGACGUCCCCUCUGGGUUAUUUGGUCCACUAGUGAUCUGUUCCCCCUCUGUGGCCCCUGAGACGGUGGAAUCGACCCGACAACAGAAAGUGUUUAUGGUGGGCGGUGUGGAUGAGACACAGAGCUGGUACCGGGAGGAGAAUCUAAAGAGUUACACAGGAAUCGUCAACACAUCGGACCCUCGCUUCACUGAAGCCAAUGCCAUCAGAGUUGUGAAUGGCUACUCAGACGGGACCAUAAAGAACAUGACGCUACCCUCGGGAGAAGAUGUUUAUUUCCAUUUCCUUAACAUUGGGAAGCAUCUUGUAACCAUUCACUUGUAUGGCGUGAACAUCGGGGACUCAAAUCUAGAGGGGAUGGGGCGAAGCACUAUCACCCUGUACCCCUGGGCCUCCAAGUCCUUCAUGACUCGAUUUGAGACCCCGGGGAGUUUUCUUUAUGAGGAACUGUUAACAGAGAGAUAUACAACACGGAUCUCCGGUUACUACACAGUUGUCGCUGAGGCAAAGACAACAGAAUAGAGAAACACAACUUCCGUUUCAAAUAUAAAUGCUGCAAUUCUUCUAUUUAUUUUA
Saccostrea cuccullata (small rock oyster) is the source of this 2906-nucleotide messenger RNA. RefSeq names its product ceruloplasmin-like. Lineage: Eukaryota; Metazoa; Mollusca; Bivalvia; Ostreida; Ostreidae. The record is from RefSeq and is a predicted model, not a curated record. Bases 153 to 2852 code for a protein of 899 amino acids. Gene Ontology annotation, molecular function: copper ion binding; oxidoreductase activity. The transcript has 14 exons.